AUGUCAGCUUCUCCAAACGACCCGUAUCCAUGGCAAGAGCCAGCAGAUCCCAUCACACGAGGCGCAUUCAUAGUAAUCGAAGGCUUGGAUCGAGCGGGAAAGACUACACAGGUGAAGAGGAUAUGCGACAGACUCUAUGCUUCGGGGCACAAUGUGAAGACUAUACGAUUUCCCGACCGAACAUCGCCCAUAGGCAGCAUGAUAGACCGCUACCUCCAAAGCGCCCUCGAGAUGGAUGACCACGCAAUCCACCUCCUCUUUUCCGCGAAUCGAUGGGAGAAAGCUAAAUGGAUCCGGAACACCCUUGCCUCAGGCUCCACCAUAGUCUGCGACCGCUACUACUACUCUGGCAUGGUCUACAGCGCCGCAAAACAGAACCCCUCCCUCUCCUUAUCCUGGGCGCAGAGCCCGGACGCAGGGCUGCCGAAACCCGAUGUCGUUGUGUUUCUGGAUCUGGAGGCAGAGGAGGCAGAGAAGAGGGGUGGGUAUGGAGAGGAAAAGUAUGAGAAGAGGGAUAUGCAGAUGAGGGUAAGGGAGCUGUUCCUCGCUUUGUUGGAGGGAGAGGGGGAUGAGAAGGGCAUGAGGGUUGUGAAUGCCGGGGCUGGUGUUGAUGUUGUUGGGGAGAGGAUUUGGAAAGAGGUAGAGGGGGUUGUGAGGGCUGUCUCGGAGGGCAGCCAUGGGAAGGAACUUGAUUGUGUGAGAGCCUGGAAGAGCUGA
This is a messenger RNA of Drepanopeziza brunnea f. sp. 'multigermtubi' MB_m1, 717 nucleotides long. RefSeq lists its product as uncharacterized. Gene Ontology annotation, biological process: dTTP biosynthetic process; dUDP biosynthetic process; dTDP biosynthetic process. Gene Ontology annotation, molecular function: ATP binding; nucleoside diphosphate kinase activity; dTMP kinase activity. Lineage: Eukaryota; Fungi; Ascomycota; Leotiomycetes; Helotiales; Drepanopezizaceae. Gene Ontology annotation, cellular component: cytoplasm; cytosol; nucleus. The record is from RefSeq and is a predicted model, not a curated record.